This is a messenger RNA of Aedes albopictus (Asian tiger mosquito), 1031 nucleotides long. Its product is annotated as esterase AAEL000016. The coding region runs from base 148 to 984 and encodes 278 amino acids. Lineage: Eukaryota; Metazoa; Arthropoda; Insecta; Diptera; Culicidae. The record is from RefSeq and is a predicted model, not a curated record. Gene Ontology annotation, cellular component: cytoplasm; nucleus. Gene Ontology annotation, biological process: response to retinoic acid. The transcript is spliced from 2 exons. Gene Ontology annotation, molecular function: hydrolase activity.
CUUCCUUUCGAGUGUUUCGCGUGAUUCAGUCGGUGGCGGCGAGGCAGCGCGCAGCAGCGGAGAUCCAAAACACACCACGGAAUCGCGACUGUUUCCCGUAAAUAUCCCCACAAGAUUCGUCGCUCGGUCCCUAAUCUAAUUAGUGCGAUGGCCAACGAAACGGCUGCAGCAGCUGCAAAAUCGUCCAAACCCGUGGAACCGGACUCCAAGCUGAAGAUUUUGGCCCUGCAUGGGUACCGGCAGAACGGCGACGGUUUCAAAUCCAAACUCGGCUCCCUACGGAAGUUCAUCAAUAAGUACGCCGAGCUGGUGUUCGUGACGGCGCCGCACAUUGCCCCUCCGCUGGCGGACGCUGAUCCGGGUACGGAGCCGGAUCCCACUCAGCGCAGCUGGUGGUUCAAUAAGGACGACGGCACCUUCAAGGGCACGAACCGGAACGGACCGGCCAUCGGGUUCGAGGAAAGCCUCAAGCUGGUGGAGAAGGUGUGGAAGGAUGAGGGGUGCAGCGGACUGUUGGGGUUCUCGCAGGGCGCUUGCUUCGUGGGGCUGCUGUGCGAUCUGAGUGCCCGGGGGAUGACCUCGAUUAAGCCGGAAUUCGCCGUGCUGUCAUCCGGGUUCCGAUCGGGAAGCUUGGUGCACCUGAAUUUCUACGAGACCAAGGUCCAGAUUCCGUCGCUGCACAUCUACGGCGAGGCGGAUGAGAUUAUCCCGAAGGACCUUAGCAUGGCUUUGGCGGACACCUUCAUGGAUCCGCAGAUUCUAACGCAUCCGGGCGGACACUUUCUGCCGGCUCAAGCCGCUCACAAGCAAACCUACGUGGAGUUCUUCCGCGAGCGGUUGCAGUUCCACUUGGAGGCGAAGGAAAUCGAGAAUGCCACGGCCGCCAACAGCAUCAUGUUGGACGAUAAUGGUCUUGCUGGAAGCGGCAGUAGGGGGAAUGGCGUUCAUGGCGGCGACGAGGACGACGAUGACGAUUCGGAUUAGGACAGGCACCAAGAAUCUAAAUACAGUUAAGUUUUGCUGAUCGGUAA